AUGGGGAAAAAAAUAAAGAAGGAAGUUGAAGCUCCACCAAAGGAUGUGUUUGAUUUAUUAGCAAUCGAAAGUAAAAAGGCAGAAACUGCAGUCUUAAUGCUUCAGUCUCCAGAAGAGGAAAUUCUUGCUAAAUCCUGUGAUGCUUUAUACAAAUUUGCAAAAAAAGGAGAUGAAAAUAAAGCAACCCUUCUUGGACUUGGAGCAGUCGAAUCAUUAUCUAAACUUAUCUCUCAUGAAGAUAAAAUAGUGCGCAGAAAUGCCACAAUGGUCUGUGGAAUCAUGGCAGCACAUAAUGAUGUUAGGAGAUUGAUGCAGAAGCUGGAUAUGAUACCUUCGCUAAUUGCUCGGCUUGCACCAGAAGAAGAAGUGGUGGUUCAUGAAUUUGCGACUCUUUGCCUUGACCACAUGGCUAAUGAAUACACCAGCAAGGCAAGAAUAUUUGAGCUGAAUGGGUUGGAAGCUCUCAUCCGUUUGUUAAGUAGCCCAGACCCCGAUGUGAAGAAAAAUUCUGUAGAAUGCAUUUAUCUGCUUGCUCAGGAUUUCCAAAGUCGCAGUGCAAUAUGCGAGCAGAACGCUAUCCCGCCAUUGCUGGAACUACUGAAGUCAGACUAUCCAGUAAUUCAGCAGCUGUCACUGAAGGCUCUUGGUAGUGUGAGCUGUGAAGCAGGAUGCAGGAUUGCUCUGAAGGAAAACCAAGCUUUGGAUCACCUUUUAAAAAUUUUGGAAGUAAAGGAGCUUAAUGACUUACAUGUGGAGGUGCUUUUGAUCAUUGCAAACUGCCUUGAGGACGUAGACACUGUUCAACUUCUUCAGCAGUCAGGAGGACUUAAGAAGAUAUUGACCUUUGCGGAGACUUCUCCUCUGCCUGACGUGCAGAGAAAUGCCGCCAAGGCCAUCGCUAAGUCAGCUAACAAUGCUGAGAAUAGGAAAUUCUUCCAUGAGCAAGAAGCAGAGAAGACCCUGGUGGAGCUGCUGGCGUCUGAUAAUAAUGGAGUGAAGGUGGCUGCUUUGCAAGCUAUCUCUGUGCUGUGUGCAAAUGUGGCCAGCAAGGACAUAUUCAGUAAGAAUGGAAUUCUUCAGAUAAUUAAUUUAUUGAACAAAGACAAUGCAGAAGUCCAAGAAGCUGCGGUGUUUGCGCUGGCAAAUCUCACCACUGGCCUCCCUAAUAAUGCCGGUGCCUUGGUGGAAGCUGACGGAAUUGAUGCCCUGGUCAAUCUUUUGAUGGAUAAGACAGAAGGAGUGAUUGCCAGCGCAUGCACAGUUCUUAUCAACAUGGCUGCUCAGGAAUCUCUCCGGCUUGCUAUGCAAAGUCAUGGUGUUAUGCAGGCCCUAGCGACUACAUUGCAGUCAGCCAGUAAUCUGGUGCUCAGGAAAGCCGAACUUACAGUGGCUGCCUUGGGAUGUGAUGCUGAAGCAAGAACAGAGUUUAAAAAUGCAGACGGGCUCGUCCAUCUGGUGAAACUUCUCAGUUCCAACCAUGAUGAAGUGAGGAGAAAUGCAUGCUGGGCUAUUGCAGUGCUUGCAAAUGACGAAGAGACUGCUGGGGAACUGUACAGACUGGGGGCUUUUGAAAUUCUUCAGGAGAUGAAUUAUUCAACAAGUCGUCGAAACAAUUUUAGUGAAUUAGCUGAAAACAAGAUGUUGGAUAACAACCUUCCCCUAAAGUACAAUCAGAAAGGACAUUUGUCCUACAGUAACCUUAUAAAGGAUGGGUUUUAUGACCAUGGUCGGCUAAAACCAGGCUCAAAGUUGCCAUCUUUGGAAGAACUGAGUAAGCAAAUGCUGAACCAGAAUCGAGCAGUUAUCUUAGUAAACACUAAACUUCCUGAACUGAUUACACCAUCACCACCUCCAGCACAGGAAAAGUCAGAGCCAAAUCAUGGACGAUCUGCUUCCUCGCAAAGCAGGAGUGCAUCAAGAGAAAAAGGAGGGAGAAAUGUUCCAUCCCCAGUUGAUGAUAAACAAGAUGUUCCUUCCGGUCGAUCUCCUUCCCUGAGCAGAAGUGGUGUCAAGGAAAGAUCUUCCAGCAAAAUAAAGAGUAAAGUAAAGAAAGAAGAAGAAAAGAUGAAAGAAGAAGAUGAGAUUCCCCCAGCGAUGAUUCAACCGGAGCCUGUUCCUCAGAUAACUCAAUGGUUCCCACCAUUUGACCAAGAAUUGGCUGACUAUAUCUCAGAAGUAACCAGUACAAUCCUUCCUCUCCUUCAUCCCCGGGAGCAGGUCGUUGCUCUGGCACAGUUCGUUGCCGAAAAGAUGGGUGGACCUAUUGCCAAGGAUCGACUGCAUGAAUUCAGCUGGGAGCUUCAUGUCAGUGGGCUUAAGUAUGAGCUGAAGUGCAAUGUAAUACCUAUUGGAAGAAUUAAGAAAGGAAUAUUCUAUCAUCGAGCGUUGCUUUACAAGGCUAUAGCUGACAGACUUGGCAUUGGCUGUUCUCUAACACGAGGAGAUUAUGGCCGAGCGUGGAAUGAAGUGAAGUUACUCAGUGACUCCAUUCAUGCAGGAACAAAGGCUCCACCAGAGACUUAUAUUGUAGACCUCAUGUAUCAGCCGGGUCACUUGAUGAAACCUGGAAGUGUGGAGACAGAUCACUAUCAACAGCUCUAGUACAUGUGCAUUCUGCUAUAUUUAUUUAAGGGGUAUUGCCAUCUGAACAUUUAUGUUAUAUCCACAGGAUGCCCUGAUCUAUGGGAAAUCCCAAAAUAGCAGAGUAAGGGUACUUCCCAUAGAAGUGGAGAGAGCCACGCAUGUGCUGCCAUCUCUCUUAUCGACUCGUGGCCAUGAGUCAAUGACCCGUCCUCGAGGUGGAUGUAGCUCCCAGAGGUGGGUCUCAUAUCCUGUGGAUAGGCCAUAAAUGUCUAGAUGGAAAUAUAUUUCUUUUGCUUGCUAUACGCUUG
Molecule: messenger RNA, 2891 nt
Organism: Bufo bufo (common toad)
Lineage: Eukaryota; Metazoa; Chordata; Amphibia; Anura; Bufonidae
Gene: ARMC3
Product: armadillo repeat containing 3
Exons: 18
Coding region: 1-2601 (866 amino acids)
Molecular function (GO): protein binding
Source: RefSeq, a predicted model, not a curated record